Molecule: messenger RNA, 1134 nt
Organism: Haliotis rubra (blacklip abalone)
Lineage: Eukaryota; Metazoa; Mollusca; Gastropoda; Lepetellida; Haliotidae
Exons: 2
Source: RefSeq, a predicted model, not a curated record
GCGCCCGGUAAAGUGCAGUACUCCCAAACAAAACAGGUUGUGCAUUCCCAGCACUUGAAUGAAGCUCCAUUGCAGCCCUGGUUUAUCACUGAUGAUGCUGGCACAGUUUUAUCAGCUCAUUGUAACUGUAUGGCAGGUUUGGGUGAAUCAUGCUCACAUGUGGCAAGUAUGAUGUUUCCUGUUGAAGCUAUUGUGAGAUUAAGACAAACCGCCACUGUCACACAGCAACCUGCAUACUGGAAACUUCCAGCUUCUCUUAAAAAGGUUAACUAUGCAUGUCUAAGAAAGAUUGAUUUCACCUCAUCAAAGACUUUGAAAAAGAAACUUGACCUGUUAAUUGAGGGUUCUAGGACAUGUUCGACUUCAUCAAGUGCUAAACAUAUCAUGGAGUUAAAACCUGCAUCUACCGUCAGUUUUGACAAUUUCCUUCGCACUAUUAAUGCAGCUAAACCAUCUUGUCUUGCGGUUCAUAGUGAUUACAGUGAUCAGUAUGUACCUGUACCAUUACAACAACAAUUUCCUCAAGUGAUCACUGAACCAUUUGAUGAAAGUAUGGUUGGCAUCCCAUACAAUGAUUAUUUACUACACUGUCACAACGUUAUAAAUCAACUAAACAUUACAGCAGAGGAGGUUUCAGCAGUUGAAGCAGCAACAAGAAACCAAGCGUGUUCCCCAGUUUGGUUUCAGUUCAGGGCUGGCCGUAUAACAGCAUCAAAGAUGAAGAGUGUCAAUCGUACAUCACUGUCUGACCCUUCGAGGAGUUUACUUCGCCACAUCUGUUACCCGACUGAGGUCAAGUUUUCUAAUCCAGCUACGAGAUGGGGAUGUAGCCAUGAAGUAACAGCUAGGGACACCUAUGAGAAAUUGUCUUCUGAGCGUCACCAUAACUUCAGUGUUGAGGAAUGUGGCUUAUUCCUCAGCUGUGAGUAUCCACAUCUUGGGGCAACUCCUGAUGGUAUUGUUGACUGUAGCUGUUGUGGAAGGGGCUGUCUUGAGAUUAAGUGUCCAUUCUGUGCAAAGGAUGACUUUGUUGAUAGUAACAUAGUUUACUUAGAGGAGAUUAAUGGGUCACUGCAAUUAAAAAAGGGACAGUCAGUAUUAUUACCAGGUGCAAACACAGCUAUUUGUAACUAA